AUGAGGGGCCGCGAGCGGCUAGAAAUACCGGAUCUGGACCCCGCAGGGCUGAGGCCCGGAGAGCGCCGAUUCGUGGUCAAGGAGGCCGUCGGUGUGCCCCAGCAGAAGCCCAGGAUCCAGCACGUCGCGAACAGCGAGCUCCUUGCCAAGCUCCGCGGGUUCCUGCCGGAAAUGGAGCGGUCGAACAAGGAGCUGGAGAGCGCCAUGAAAGGCCGCCCGCGCGAGGAGUUCGACAUCGAAGCCGUCGACCCGCAGGGCGCAGAGCAGCAUAUUGAGAUGGAUCUCGGCGUAGGCGUGCUGGAGCUGCGGGACCAGGCUGCGGUGCGCGCCGCGGAGAGGGACCUGGCGCAGAGAGUGGUGUCCGUAGGGGGCGAGGAGCUCUCCGGGUGGGACUUGGAUUCGGAAUCCGAGAACUCCGACCUCGGACAGAGAGACCCCGGCGCGUCGCCGGCCAGUCAGAACGACGACGGCACCGCCUCGGGCCCCAGCGCCUCCACAGCUCCGCCCUCCAGCCCCGGUGCGGGCCGCGGUGCGCGGCCGAGGAGUGAGGGCAAGCCGGGCGAGCGUGAGCGCUCUGCGGGCGCGAGGCGGCCGGCAGGGCGGCAGCGGAGCACGGGGCAUGAGAGCCGCGAUGGCAGACGCCGCCAGUCGUCGCAGGGCAGCGGGCGGCGCCGCCACCCGGGGAUCGUGGAGCUCGACUGA
Messenger RNA from Pedinophyceae sp. YPF-701, 702 nucleotides. The record is from the annotation of a GenBank genome assembly. Lineage: Eukaryota; Viridiplantae; Chlorophyta; Pedinophyceae.